This is a messenger RNA of Cladophialophora carrionii CBS 160.54, 981 nucleotides long. RefSeq lists its product as uncharacterized. The record is from RefSeq and is a predicted model, not a curated record. The transcript has a single exon. Lineage: Eukaryota; Fungi; Ascomycota; Eurotiomycetes; Chaetothyriales; Herpotrichiellaceae. Bases 1 to 981 code for a protein of 326 amino acids.
AUGUCACAAAUCACAAUUCUAGGGUUCACGCCCGCGCAGCCGGUGUCGUCGUCUCAAGGCGCCAACGCUAUUCACUGGGCCAUACUCCUUAGCCCGACUUCUUCAGCCCCACAACCGUCCCGAGCUACGACCAGGCCCAAAGCUAAGUCCUUCUUCUCGUCGCAACGGCGUGUCGCGAAGGACGACAACGACGUCAGAACAGGGCCAGGGACAGCUCUCUUCGACAUGCACAAGCAUCAACUCCGCCAACAGGAGUUUCCUGUCCCGAUCAGCUCGUCCGAUCCAACAGGGCCGACGGAUACCCCUCGGACAACGACAAGUGUUUCCUCGGAUGUCCCCAGCGAGCCAUUUACCCUGUCAGUACGCAUCCUGCUCUCGACGCACAGCCUGUCUGUCGCGAAACUCGCACCGAAACUAUCGCCACUCCUGUACCGCACGCCGACAUACGGACCCGAGGAAGACUGGCUCCGCGCGGCGCUAGACAUGCUCUUCGGCGCCGACAUCCUCGAGCCCGCCACCGCAUUUGACGCGGAUCUCGUCCUGGCCUUCGCCGGCGACGCCGUCAAGGAAUAUCUCGGCCAGAUCAAGCAGGGCCACCACACAGGGCAUGACGUCCUCGAACUAGAUUACGCGAAGCAUGUUCGCGAGAUGGAAUCUGUGAGGGCGAUGUUUUCGCGCGAUCCUUCCUCCGCCGUUUCUGCAGCAUCAGGACACGCAGACCGGAAUAUCACAACCAGCUCGAGGGUCACACAACAGCACACCCCGGCGAAAACGUCGUCGCACCAUUACUUCAACUUGCAUCACGAUUCGAAGUCUAGGUCUCAACCACCGACGGACUCGGCGGUCAAGUCGCACACAUUCUUCGGCUUUAGGGUCUCGGCAGGUCCGAACGCGUCGGCGCAACGGCAGAGGUGGGCCAGCGGAGGUGAGAAGCGAGCAUAUUACGAGCGGCGCGAUGAUCCGUACGGUGGACUGAUGUGA